CAGGAGCUCGCUUCAUCGAGGAGGGAAGCUACUAAGGCUGGAGCCCAAGCUAGCUCGCUUGAAGAAGAGCUCACAACAUCAAGGAGGGAGAUGGUUGGGACAGAGCAAUGGGUUAAGCAGGCUUCUUGUAAGCACUACAUGGGAAGCAUAAAGACAACCAUGGACAAACUUGAUAAGCAGAAGAAUAAGAUCUUCGAGAGUGGCUGGGGAGUAGCACUCAAGGUAGCUAGAGUUAAUAGUACUUCUUUAGCCUGGGAGAAUGUUACUUGGCCUAAAGUUGACCAGUCAUUUCCAGAUAUCAAAGGGUUAUACCUUAAUGACGGCGGCUCUUUUGAUGGAGCCGAGACCUAG
This is a messenger RNA of Ilex paraguariensis (yerba mate), 351 nucleotides long. The record is from the annotation of a GenBank genome assembly. Lineage: Eukaryota; Viridiplantae; Streptophyta; Magnoliopsida; Aquifoliales; Aquifoliaceae.